AGCGAAUAGUCUGGAUCCAUUAGCGCUAUUUUGUUCUGCAGAACUAACGCAACGAGCUCGAUCGGACUUCUGUGCACUACGUAAAAAUGGCCCAUUUCUUCACACAGAAGCAAAUUGACGAAUACAAGGAAUGCUUCCUGCUGUAUGACCGCUCCAGGAAGGGGUACAUCAGGGGAGAUGACCUUGUUGUGGCCAUGAGGUCGCUUGACGCACAUCCUACUGUGGAUGAGAUCAAGCAGUACCGCAAGGAGUAUGAACAUGGUGGGAAGGUCAAGUUUGAUGACUUUCUACAAAUCAUGUACAAGCACCAGGAGGACCCGCUGAAGGAGAUCCUGGAGGCAUUUAGGGUGUCCGACCCCCAGGAUCGCGGCUUCAUCAUGGCCAACGAGUUCCGACACAUCAUGACGCGCUUCGGGGAGAGGCUAACGGACAAGGAAGUGGAUGCUGUGCUCAGAGAGUUUGGUGUACAGAAGACUGGCUUUGUAAAGUACAAGGAGAUCACCAAACAAGUCCUGAGACCGAUACCAGACACAUUAUCAUAAAAUGUUAUCUGCUGUAGAUUUCUGUUAAGAGUUCAGCAUUAGUAUACAUGCAUAGUUCAUAGAUUUUCGUUUAAGCCACAACUUUGGGAGCCCGUUAUAAAAUAUGGUGCCUCGGUUUAGCUGAACAAGCUAAAUUUUAAAGGAACUGUGCAGACAGAAGUAGUUUUUUAGGGGAAGGAUGGAAUGUAUGGUCUACCCCUGCGCCGUUAUGAUUAGUCAACCAUCAGAAGAAAUGAACUGAUCAUGUAUUUAGGUAAUUUAGACUUUGAGACCUUGUCUCCUGUUGUCUUUUUGCUUAUUUCUACAAAGCUCCUGCCUUUGCCAUUUUGUGCACUUUGCACAUUUGGCUGAGAUGCGUCAGCUGCCUGGCCUUGUGAUUAAAAAGGUUCUGUACAAAAGUUGGAAACUUACGUACACUUUUUUAAAAAAGGGAAAACCAGAACACUUGGUGACAUUUGUCUUACAUGUGACAAAAGGAAACCAUAGAAUCUUUCAACCCCAAGAAAGUGGCAAUUAUCCGCACACAAAACAACUUAGCAGAUUGAUUUAAAAGAAAAUCUCAUUGUAUGGUGGUACUUUCUCUGGUUUUACGUUCAGCAGGAUAUCUUGUUGGAAGCAUUUCAGGUUGUUUGAGUGAAACGUUGGUACUUAUAUUGUGGGCAGUGCUGUUUCAUAAUAAUGGUAUAAUUUCAGUUAUUUAACAUUUUCUAGGCUACAAUACUGAACUCCAUGUAAGUGAAACAGAAGCAAUGUCUUAGAUGGCAGGCCUCAUGUUGUACAAGAGAUAGGGUGUUUUUUUUUAAAUUGAACGUGGAAUAUGGGAUUUACAUGAAUAUGUGAUUUACAUGUACAUGUACAGGGCACCACCCAAGUG
Acanthaster planci (crown-of-thorns starfish) is the source of this 1416-nucleotide messenger RNA. RefSeq names its product calmodulin-like protein 4. NCBI's taxonomy places the organism in Eukaryota, Metazoa, Echinodermata, Asteroidea, Valvatida, Acanthasteridae. Gene Ontology annotation, cellular component: myosin II complex. The record is from RefSeq and is a predicted model, not a curated record. Gene Ontology annotation, molecular function: calcium ion binding.